Messenger RNA from Acytostelium subglobosum LB1, 966 nucleotides. RefSeq lists its product as hypothetical. The transcript has 3 exons. Lineage: Eukaryota; Evosea; Eumycetozoa; Acytosteliales; Acytosteliaceae. The record is from RefSeq and is a predicted model, not a curated record. Gene Ontology annotation, molecular function: RNA binding; pseudouridine synthase activity. The coding region runs from base 1 to 966 and encodes 321 amino acids. Gene Ontology annotation, biological process: tRNA pseudouridine synthesis.
AUGACAAGAUAUAAGAUUGUAUGCGAGUAUGUUGGAUCAGCAUUCUCUGGAUGGCAAAAGACUGCGUAUGAGUGCAAGAAGAAGCCUGUACAACAGGUGUUGGAAGAGUCACUAGAAGUGUUCAUUCGCUCGCCAGUAAGAGUAGUUGGAUCCAGUCGUACAGACUCUGGUGUUAGUGCAUUAAACCAAGUCGCACACUUUGACAUUGACAAGAGGAUAUCAAAGACAGGUGAAGAGAUACCUUUGAUGGACCCAGAUGUGAUGACAAUGGCACUCAAUCAGAACUUUCAAGAGUAUCCCUUGAGAGUGAUAUCAACGACGAUCGUUGACAAUACGUUUCAUAGUCGCUUCAGUGCCAAGUCGCGAACAUAUCUGUAUAGGAUGACCAGUGGCCUACAUCGCAAUCAACUACCGUUCGAACUAAAAGAUAGAGUCUGGGCAAUUCAGAAGACAUUGGAUGUCGACCUCAUGCGACAAGGCGCCGACAUACUCACGGGCAGACACAACUUCAACAGCUUUCGAAGUGCCAAGUGUCAAGCGAACAAUCCUGAGCGCACCAUCUCAAGCUUCAAAGUGCUCGACCUGCCUGUGCCCGACGUCUGGCGAUACAACAACCCUCCCAAGGAUGUAAAGAUACUUGGAUUGGAGAUCAAGGCAAGAGCAUUUCUUCACAAUCAAGUUAGGAUAAUGGUGUCGGUAUUGGAGAGGAUAGGAUCACAUGAGAUGACAUUGGAUCAACUGCGAGAUCUAAUCAAGGCGCAGGACCGACAGAAGGCACCUGCCACAGCACCUCCAUUUCCACUCACGCUCACCAAAGUAUCCUACGUCGAUGAUCUUGCCGAUCAAUCACCUUGGCUCAUCCCAUCAUUACAAUCGUCACAGUCGCAAUCACAAUCACAAUCAUCCACUUUUGGAGACUUGAUCAAGAAGGGCUUGGCUGGACUUGGUUGGACGAAGCGAGACUAG